Molecule: messenger RNA, 423 nt
Organism: Meloidogyne enterolobii
Lineage: Eukaryota; Metazoa; Nematoda; Chromadorea; Rhabditida; Meloidogynidae
Source: the annotation of a GenBank genome assembly
UUGUUGUUGUUGUAGCUGAAAAAGAUUUUUUAUUGAAAAGGGGCGGGACAACCAGGCCAUUGAGGAAAUAAGAGAAAGAGGAGAUGAGUGAGGGGAAGGAAGGAAGGGGAGACUUUGGGCGGGACAACAAGCGAUUAUAGGAAGAGCGGGGGUCGACUGGUUGGUUUUAGAAGAAUGAAAGAGGUGAAUGAAGAAAGGGAAAGGAUGGGCUGGUGGGGCUCCUUGGCGAGGGCGCGAUUAGGCCAUCACAAUCGCGCUGAUGUUGGGGGUGCUUUAUUGUUUUGUUGUUCUUCUUCUUGUUAUACUUCACCUCAAUCUCUUCCAAUUUAGUAGAGAAUGAGCGUCCUUUCUUCUUCUUGUAAUCAUCCUCGGGCCUUUGAGAACUUUCACUAUUUUUUUCUUGUUUUUUUAUUGUUGUUCCUG